AUGAGAUUCUCGCUUUUAACUCUUCUCUCAGUCGCGAUAGGCCUGACCAGUGCUGCUCCAAGUGGCCUGUAUACUCGCGAUGUGCCACCUAGCGAGUUAGCGCAGUUUAAAUUCUGGGUUCAGUAUGCAGCUGCCGCAUAUUGCCAUGACAACUAUGCUUCUAAAGUAGGCCACAAGUUGACCUGCUGGGCCGGGAACUGUCCACAGGUGGAGGCUGCUGACACCUAUAUUGUCUAUGACUACUCCAACACAACCGCUACCGACACAUCGGGCUUCAUCGCUGUAGACAACACAAACAAAGCCAUUAUUUUGGCUUUUCGUGGGUCUUACUCUGCUCGCAACUGGAUUGCCGACGGCGAAUUUCCAUACGCUGAUCCCAAGUUGUGUGAUGGAUGUGAAGCAGAGCUAGGCUUCUGGAGCUCGUGGAUGAUGGUUCGCAACGAAGUCAUCAAAUACCUAAACGCUACGGUUAAUGCCAAUCCUGAUUAUGAGGUUGUCGUAGUUGGUCACAGCUUAGGUGCUGCUGUCGCAACUCUCGCUGCCGCUGACCUGCGUGGAAAGGUCCUCCCUUCUGCCAACUUAUACGCCUUUGCGUCUCCCCGUGUCGCCAACCCUGCUUUGGCAAGUUACAUUACUGCCCAGUCUAACAACUAUCGUUUCACCCAUACCAAUGACCCUGUGCCCAAGCUACCCUUGUUGACUAUGGGAUACGUCCAUAUCAGCCCCGAAUACUACAUCACUGCUCCUAACAACGUUACCGUUUCUGCAAGCCAGGUGCAAGUGUUGGAGGGUGAGGUCAACUGGAAUGGCAACACUGGAACUGGCAUGCCUUCACCCACUGAUUUUCCGGCUCAUCAUUGGUACUUCGAGGAAGCGGAUGCGUGCAAAGGACCUGGUCUUCCAUUGAAGAUCUAG
Molecule: messenger RNA, 915 nt
Organism: Penicillium subrubescens
Lineage: Eukaryota; Fungi; Ascomycota; Eurotiomycetes; Eurotiales; Aspergillaceae
Product: lipase family protein
Exons: 3
Coding region: 1-915 (304 amino acids)
Biological process (GO): lipid catabolic process
Source: RefSeq, a predicted model, not a curated record